Molecule: messenger RNA, 5297 nt
Organism: Dicrocoelium dendriticum
Lineage: Eukaryota; Metazoa; Platyhelminthes; Trematoda; Plagiorchiida; Dicrocoeliidae
Source: the annotation of a GenBank genome assembly
GGACUGAUUUCAUGUGAUGACCUUGAAAAGGACCAAUUGCACUGCGAAUAAACGAUGCAGUUUAUGCAUCUACGGCUGCCGGCCGCUGCGUUCCCGUAGGGGCGCGGGAUGAAUUAGGGCUCGCUACUCCAUCAUUUCGAAGCAUCUUCAACACAAGCCGUUCCUGCUGGUUGGAUUUUAGCUAGGAAUUUGUGCGGGCGCUGUGUGACACCUUGGAUGCUAUGCUUGGAUGUUACCAAUCCAUUCAUUCACAAAUUACAUCUUGCAUCCCAUUCGGUUGUGUAGUUUUUGUUCUCUGUCUCUCUGCUGGCUCGUGUACCUCAUUUUCUGUUGGGGUUUGUCGGCCACCUGAAAGUCCUGAAAUGCCAGAAAGGACUCACUCUUUGCCAGAACUGUACAGUGCAUUUGAUGGCAUACUUAAUUCUACCAGAAAGAUCAAUGAAAACCGGGCUACUCUAGCUCGCUCUCAACCGAAAGGUAAAAACUACGCAAGUGUUCAGGAAGUCUUUAUCGGACUGCAGCUAGACGCAUUGGGACCAGAAAACUUUGCUCAGGUCCUACCAGCCGUCGACAUAGCACUAGAAGAGAUUCAAAACUCUUCUUCCUACAGCGGCGUGACUUUCACGACUGUGCCCAUCUUGCACCUAAGCUCCAUUGCUUGUGAUUCAUUGGCCCUUUUGGCUAAAUUGGAUAACCAGGAAAUUAAUGUUCUUCUUGGGCCUCUAAAUGACUUCAGUAUAGCAAAUGCUGCUCGCUUUAGCAGCUCUAUGUACAACGUUCCGAUUGUUACACCGGGAGGUUUUGCUCACCAACUAAGAGACAAGGUUGAGUACUCCACCUUAACACGCGUGUUCUUCACCUACUCCGAUCUACCUUGGGUCAUCAAUUCAACUUUGAGGCAAUACGGGUGGACAGCGAACAAGUCGACACCUAUUGGCCUGUAUUCAGCCCGAAAUCAGCGCCAGCAUGGGGAAGGCGUCGGACACACUGCCCUGGUUGGAGUGUUUCAGCAGCAAAGUAUCGGUAAUUUUUUACUGGAAGCCGGGUUCAAGGUUUUCCAAAUCACGACCGAUGAUUACAUUGGAGUUGUGGAUCACUUCUUAAAGCGCCUCCCUGACAACGCCAGAAUUGCAAUUCUGUGCACCGAUUCGCUAUCCGUGCGGUACAUCAUGCUCAAAGCUCAUGAACUUGGCCUUACAAACGGAGAAUAUGUGUUCCUGAGCGUCGAUCUUUUCAGCAACACUGAUCGGAUCGAACGACCGUGGUAUCAGGAAAACGCCUCAGCCGAGGAGAAUGAGAAUGCGCGUGAAGCCUACCGCUCUCUCAUGACUUUCGUGUUGCGCAGACCUGAUUCCGAGGCCUACAGACGUUUUGCCAAUGAGGUGAGAGCUCGCGCCCUACGGGAUUAUCACACACAAUUUUAUGAUUCCGAGGUGCGCAUGUUCAUCGCAAUCUUUCACGAUGCUGUCACUCUCUACGCAAGUGCUUUGGAAGAUGCGUUACAAAAAGGUAUUUCCAUCAACGAUGGACUGAGUAUCACACACUUGAUGUGGAACCGAACAUUCGACGGAGUAAGCGGGACCGUGCGCAUUGAUUCAAACGGGGACCGAAACGCCGACUACUCUCUCCUUGAUUUGGACCUAAAAACAAGCAUUUUCCGACCGGUGGCUCACUUUUUUGGGGACGAUCUCUCUAUGCAUUUGGUGCCAGAGCGGCAAAUCGACUGGGUAAAUGAGCGCAAUCAGCCCCCACCUGGAAUCCCAGUUUGCGGAUUUGAUGGACUGGGCUGCCAAAACAAACAAAUUCUCAUCGUUAGCGCUGUUAGCGCUGUGCUGUUUUGUGUUUUCGCUGUGGUUGCCAUCAUUCUGGGAAUCUAUUUCUAUAGGCGAGCCGAACUGCACGCGAUAAGUUGGAUUAUCGAUUGGUCUGACAUAAAGUUCCCGGACACAGUUCCAUCGAAUAUUCCAUUAUUAUCAGAUGAAGACGAUGUGCCACACACCACCGGGCUCUCUUCAGUUGACAUCCCCACAACCACCACAACCCCAGAUCAGCGCCCCCUUGAUGGUUCCGGUAAGACGUUUGCUCAGUUCGAUUCCGUCCACUAUUUGCCAUAUCGAGUGACACAUCAUCGGCAUAGACGCACCUCGGCGAUGGGCAAACAUUUCUGCGGGAGUGGACCUGAUGAUUCCCGGGACGAACGGAAUCAAACCAACGAGAAUCGCAAGCCACAACCAAAGUCCUCUCCCGAUUCAUACUUUUUCGACGAAUUGCCAGUUUCAGAGGAGAGUACGAUCACAUCGAGCACGCUGCGCCGUUUUCAGCAACGGUGGGCUCGAAGAAGCCGAUUGAGCGAGGGCCAGCCUGCUCUUGCCUUAAACGAAGCCAACAUUCCUAUGUUGAAUCACCGGACUAGUCCAGGACAAAACGAACCUUUAUACAUCAAAAGCCCAUCUUUCGACUACGAAUCAGUCACACGAAAGCAUCACCAGUACGUUAGUGGAGCCAAAACGGAAAAAUGCAAUAUUGACGGCAGCACUGCAACCGACAUCAACUCGCGACGCCAUAAAAAGGACUCAACGACAUCCAGACACAGUAUCGAAGCACCUCAUGGUCAUGACAAAGGGAUGCAGGGUACUGUUGCUCUGUACAAGGGCAGCACAGUUUACCUGAGGCCAACACGAAGGCACAGCCGCAUCGAAGCGAGCAAGGAUAUAGCAAUGGAAGUGAACAAGGUGAAAGACAUGAACAAUGAUCAUAUUUGCCGCCUGAUUGGAGUUUGCCUGGAGCCGAGCCGCCAGUGUUUCGUCAUGGAAUACUGUUCCAAAGGAAGUCUUUCCGAUUUUCUGAAAAAAGAGCAAUUCACCAUGGACUGGCUUUUCAGACUUUCCCUAAUACAAGACAUUUGCCGCGGCAUGACCUACCUGCACCAGAUCUUAGUUCCCCAUGGGAACCUGAAAAGUUCCAACUGUCUUCUGGACGCUCGUUUUGCAGUGAAGCUGACGGAUUUUGGUUUGCCAAGGAUACGAGUCCCAAAUGCGCAAAAGUACGAACGUGGCACCACAGCAUAUUAUAGAAAUUUGCUUUGGACUGCGCCCGAGCUGCUCCCCACUCAGGAAGAUGCCAUACCGCCACCGACCUUCAAAGGGGAUGUGUACAGUUUCGCGAUUAUAUGUCAAGAACUGAUUUAUCGCAAAGGUCCAUUCUAUGUGGAUGACGAGAAUCAACCAGAUGCCCGAACAAUAAUACACUCGGUGGCAGAGCAUCAGGUACCCAGUUAUCGGCCCACUCUUCAAGUGCAGGAGGACGGAUCGGAGGAGGUUAUCCAGAUGAUUCGUCGAGCGUGGGACGAUGAUCCAAGCAAGCGCCCAGACUUUCGGACGAUCGGUAAGCAAGUCAGAUCGGAUUCCUCUGAAAACCUGAUCGACAACUUACUGGAGCGUAUGCAAAAUAUAACAACAAAUUUGGAGGCAAUGGUGGACAAACGCACGGCCCAGUAUAUGGACGAGAAAAAGCGGGCGGAGGAUUUGCUCUACUCUAUGCUUCCAAAGUCAGUUGCCAGCCAGCUAAUCAAGAAAAAGACAGUGGAAGCGGAAAGUUUCGAAAUGGUCACCAUCUACUUUAGCGAUAUCGUGGGUUUCACUGCUUUGUCCGCCAAUUCUACCCCGAUGGAGGUGGUCAAUCUACUCAACGCCUUAUACACACUGUUCGACGACAUCAUUGGUAACUUUCGUGUGUACAAAGUGGAGACCAUUGGGGACGCAUACAUGGUUGCCUCAGGGCUACCCAAACGCAUAGGAAAUGAACAUGCGCGUGAAUUGGCUCGAAUGUCUAUUGCAUUUCUCAAGUCGAUCUUCGAGUUUCAAAUACCCCACAGACCUCAUCAGCGUCUGGAGCUUCGAAUUGGCAUUCAUUCCGGUCCCGUUUGUGCAGGCGUCGUAGGUCAACGAAUGCCACGAUAUUGCCUGUUUGGGGACACAGUGAACACCUCAUCACGAAUGGAAAGCAACGGGUUGCCCCUGAAGAUUCACAUCAGCGAGGCCACAUUCAACGUAUUGCGCACCUUCGGUUCAUUUCUUAUGACCAAAAGAGGCACCAUGGAGAUGAAGGGUAAAGGUGAACAGACUACCUACUGGUUGCAUGGCGAAGGUUCUUUUGUCGUGGACCCUGUACCUGCUGGUGUCUGUCUGGUUGGCGGUCCUUACGAAGGGCUCAUGGGCCCCAUUCCGGCAGCUACACACACAGAUGACUUGUUCUUCAGCAGUGACUCCUCGGGACAUCAAAAUACUCAAUUCCAACGAUCAAAUUCCGUCCCAACGCCUUUCGAUGGGGCUAGUGGUGACGGCAAACGUGUCUUCGGGUUGACUCCCACCACCAGCGCCUUGAUGACUAUCCCAGAAAGUUCACCCGCAAGCACUCAUUCAGUGAUGCAUACGCUGAAUUCGUUACACAGCAACUCAGACGUCCCAACCAAUCGGUCAAUGCGCCGAAUUGGAGUGUGUCACAACCCAGUCGCUGCCGCGGCUGCUGCUGCCGCCGGUGCGCACUUGACAAAAAUAGAGACUGCUGGCGUCUAGAUGGUCAGAUUCUGUGAUAUGUCGGCAGUAGUUUUUCCAGAUUAUCUUCACUUGCUGACUGACAACAGUUUGUGCCCAUCUCCAUUAUUUUUACGAAAUUUGGCCACAAUGUGUCCAGUUGUCACUGUCUUGAAGAUCUAGUUUGUUCAAUGGAAGGCAUUACGCAAAACCCGGAACAUUCGCCUCAGUUGGUUACCGUUCCAUGUCAUUUAGUUGCCCAAGUCGCAUGACAAUCAAGUGAGAGAACACUUGUUAUGAUUCACUCAGCCAUACUCUUCAUCAAGUGCUGUCUUCCCAGUCAUGUGCUCCAGUCAGUCUGUGCCGCAUCGCUGUCGCCGGUUUUGUUGCACACACACACACACACUCACACACACACACACUGGCCGGCACUGUACCAACUGGUUCAAGAUAUCCAGCCCGCAACUAUCCACAUCCUGCCAGCGGUAUUUUGUAUAGACACUCCCGGCCGUUUGUAGUGCUCACCUGCUUGCAAAUGUGUAUGUGUGUGUGCGUGUAGUUGUACAACCUCUACACCACCCUCACUCUCUUCCGCAAAUCCAACUCAGGUUCAUUUGAUGUACAUAUACGCAUUUUGGGAAUUGCCACAUUGCCCCACGAAUUCCUUUUUCGCAGCUCUCACCUCAUACACCCUUCCUGCUGUCAUCUUAUUGUGAGCUGAUGUACAUGGACAAACUUGCAUACAUUUGGCAACCAGUUUUCUUU